AAUCUGGCUGCAGUCUAUUUGAAAAUGCAAACUAUUCUCCGUGCAUCACAGAAGGCACCACAGGAUAUCAUUGACCUUACAGAUCAGUCGUUUUCACUAUCAUAACCCAAAAAUUGCACAAAGAAUGUGUGGUUUAUUGGGCGUUAGCUAACUGGCCAGUUAAGAACGACUCAGCCCUCCACUCUACUCAGAUGGCCCUUCUGUGCAGUUCAGAUGAUGUAUGACACUUUGGAUAUGGAAAACCUUGGAGUUUUUGCACCUCUCGUGAGUGACCUAAAACUCAUGGAAACUCAUUGGCUACGUUUUUUGGGGGGGUAAAACUAAAGAAAUAUGAAAACAAUAAUAAUGAUAAUUUACCUUGACAUCUCUCAUACAAGUUACUGUACACUCUAAUUUGCAUAUUCUGGAACACCAGCCAGUUCAUAUCAUCAAAGCACAUUCCGGGUUCUGUUUGCUAGAACACGUUCCUUUGAUCCCUGAGAGAGCUCACACACGCACACACGUGUUGGAUCCACAUUCACUUGUUACUGGAAGUUAUCAGAUUUGAAAUUUCUGUAAUAUCAUCAUGUCAAAUAACAACUCUGAACCCCUGAGCGACACUAAGAAGGAAUCGCUCAAGAAGAACUUGAAGAGAAAAGUCAGAGAAGGUGAAGAUGGACUCUCAAAGACAAAGAGGAGAAGACUGAACUACAACCAGGCUGAGAAGGAAUCAGGAUCGGCCUCGUCUGCGGACACUGGCAAUGGGAGCAGCAGCACACAGUCCAGUAGGUGCGGUACAACAGUGGAGGAUGUGAGCAAGAGGACUGGAAAGAGGAAGGCUGCCGCUGAUGAAGAAGAACCCUGCGCAAAGAGAAGGAAGGGCCGGCCAACCAUGAAGGAUUUGAUAGAUUCCCGAAGAGCUGAAUUUGAGGCCAAAUACCAGCAGGAGAAUCAUCUCGGUGAAGGAGGCUGUGGAUGUGUGUUUGCUGGCUACCGCAAAGAAGAUCAUUUACCUGUUGCCAUCAAACACAUAGCAAAAGACAAAGUGUUGUGCAAAGAGAGACGAAAUGGGAAAGAACUCUCAGCUGAGGUGGCUGUGAUGUUAAAACUCCAAGCUGGAAGAACUGGAUUAAUGGAGGAAUCAGCACCCGUGUCACUCCUGGACUGGUAUGAUCUGGACCAGGAGCUCAUCCUGGUGCUGGAAAGACCAAUGCCAUGUAUGGACCUUUUAAAUUACAUCAGGACAAACAGAGGCCACUUACAGGAGGACAAGGCAAAGAUCAUACUUAAACAGUUGGUUGAUGCUGCAAAUGAACUGGAGGAUAAGCGCAUCUUUCAUCGGGAUAUCAAACCGGAAAACAUCCUGAUUGAGACCAGCUCAGAUGUGCCGCGUGUUCGUGUCAUUGACUUUGGACUGAGCUGUUUCUUCAAGAAAACAUCAGUUUACCGUGUCUUCUGUGGUACCCCCCAACACGUCCCUCCGGAGUGGUACAGUCAUUAUACCUACAGGCCCGGCCCCACCACAGUGUGGCAGAUGGGAGUGGUCUUAUAUGAGCUGCUCCACAGAACAGUCCGAUUUGAUACCACAAGUUUCCUCAAACAUGAGCUGCCAAUCAGCGAUGAGCUGUCCAGAGAUUGCCAGGAUUUCUUACAGAAGUGUUUAAACACAUCCUACAUGCUGCGACCUACCCUGAAGGAGCUCCAGCUUCACCCAUGGCUCAGAUAAACCAACACUACACUCACACACGAGUUCAUGCCAAUACAAUACAUUCACAAUACAAGAACUAAUUCUGUUCUAGUUUUUCUUCACCAGGACCGUCAGGUUUUCUCCGGGUGCUCCGGUUAGACCAACUACAGUUCCUUUAGGCCCCCCGGCCGUCCGCGGAGAGGAGGAUCUCUCUUUGAAUUGCCUUUCCCGAGGUUUCUUCCCAUUUUUCAUCUGGCCUCAAGGUUUUGGGGAGUUUUUCCUCGUCUUCUUAGAGAGCUUGGGCCGGGUCAGGAGCUGCUUAUGAUUUGUGCUUAUGGCGAAAGCCAUAUCACAUCAUAAGGAAAAAAAAAUGGAUACUAAUCUAUCAACUGGUCAUUUUGUGAUAAUAUAAAAUAAUAUA
Messenger RNA from Scatophagus argus, 2087 nucleotides. RefSeq names its product serine/threonine-protein kinase pim-1-like. Gene Ontology annotation, cellular component: cytoplasm. Bases 566 to 1705 code for a protein of 379 amino acids. The transcript has 8 exons. Gene Ontology annotation, biological process: regulation of mitotic cell cycle; negative regulation of apoptotic process; protein autophosphorylation. Lineage: Eukaryota; Metazoa; Chordata; Actinopteri; Scatophagidae. The record is from RefSeq and is a predicted model, not a curated record. Gene Ontology annotation, molecular function: ATP binding; protein serine/threonine kinase activity.